AUGGAUCUCACCUCUAUGCUCAUUUCCCCAUGUGGGCUCAAGCUUGCUAUUUACAAGGAGGGCUUGCCGUCGGUCAUCCGUUGCCUUGAUAUCGAGACUGGGCCCGGAGCUGGCUCGACGCUGAUACUUCAGCAUCCAUUGAGGCAAGGAGGCUUUCAAUAUACUCCCGACUCUAACAAUCUCGCCGUUGUUCAAGACAAGGCUAUUCAUAUAUGGCGAAUCCCUUUCGAGAGUUCUGAUAACCCAACACGGAUUCUUUGCCAUGCCCUCAACACUAAUAUUACAUGCAUGGCAUUCUCCACAAUGUCAAGCACUCUGGUUUCUGCCGCAGACGCUAUUUAUGUUUGGAACUGGGAGGCUGGAGAGCUUGUAUCUAAAUCUCAACCAAUAUCCCCGGCGUCUGCAAUCUGCAUCUCCCCAGACGAUGCGACCGUGGUGUUUGGCAAUUCGCUUCUCUAUGUCUGGGAUCGAGAAGCUGGAUUGAUCCACGAAAGCCCGCUGAUAGGACGAGAGGGAUCUGUUUCGGUCGUUUUGUUCACCCCAGAUGGCAAAAGAAUAGUGUCUGGGCAUUCAAAGGGGACGAUCCUCAUCCAGGAUCCGCAUCCUUCGCCUCAGCCCGUAGCUGGCCCUGGGCACGUCCUACCAGUCACAUCGAUCGCGUUUUCAAACGAUGGAAAGAUCAGCCAGUGUCUCUGA
Messenger RNA from Serendipita indica DSM 11827, 696 nucleotides. Lineage: Eukaryota; Fungi; Basidiomycota; Agaricomycetes; Sebacinales; Serendipitaceae. The record is from the annotation of a GenBank genome assembly.